This is a messenger RNA of Frankliniella occidentalis (western flower thrips), 4450 nucleotides long. RefSeq lists its product as uncharacterized. Gene Ontology annotation, molecular function: serine-type endopeptidase activity. The record is from RefSeq and is a predicted model, not a curated record. The transcript is spliced from 14 exons. NCBI's taxonomy places the organism in Eukaryota, Metazoa, Arthropoda, Insecta, Thysanoptera, Thripidae. The annotation marks the transcript as partial.
GCGGUACAGACUGAAAGCGGAACCACAGAAGGUUUACCAGAAGGAAAUGCACCUACCAAUGAGAAAAGACUGCACGCUGUGGCUGUGGCCCUCCUGGGGCGACCUGUCCUGGCUGGACCUGCCGCAGCCCGCCGACUGCGUCGUGUGGUUCCCGUCCCGGAGCUUCCACGAGUCGGACGCCAUCGUGUGGGCCGGGGCGAGCCCCUCGGCGGUGGCCUCCCCGACGGAGGGCGGCGACGACAACGCCAUCCGCCGGGGGCAACAGGACGGGCGGCGGCGGCGGGCGCGGCGCGCGCCCAACCUGCGCAACGCCAACCGCAGGCCUAACGACGGCCAGGACAGCCAGGACGACCAGCGCGUCGACGGCGACGACGUCAUGAGAGAAGGCAGGGACAUGCAGAGGGCGAUGGGGCUGCUCGUGGACCUGAUGCGGCUCAACGUGGCGUGCUCCUCGGGCGGCUGGCUGCACAUCGGCGAGCCUGCCGGGGGCGGGUCGCUGGCGCCCUCGCUGUCCGCGCCGCCCGCCAACAGGCUGUGCGGCAAGCUGGAGGAGCUGACCGCGCCGCAGCGCCGGCUGCACUUCCAGGCGGCGCCCGCCCUCCGCGUGCACGGCGCGCCCGUGUUCGCGCUGCGCUACCGCCUCGUGGACUACUGCCACCGCGUGGCGCUCGUGCAGCGCAACGCCUCCGUGCCUCUGGCCGCCUCGCCGGGCCUCACGUGCACGUUCAGCGUCUCGCUGCCGCACGGCUACCACGUCAACCUCAGACUGCUGGCGGGCCAGCCCAGCGUGGGGACGGACCCCGAACCCGUUGACAUUGACGCCGUGGAGGAAGUGAACGUCUCCACCGAGGAAGCCGAGGAUCUGGAUGACGUGGAUGUGGUCUCGUCAGACACGCUCCUUCCCCCCGUUACGGACGCCCCUCUCGCCCCGUCGUCGUCCUCCUCGCUUUCGUCCUCGAUGGCCUCCACGUCCGGGGCCACCGCAUCCGGAGUGUCCACCAGCACGUCGUCCUCCACCACGACUUCGUACUACCGCUCGUCGGCUCGCCAUGGCCCCACUGCUGCCAGCAGCUCGACAAAGCCAAAGCGGCCUAGAUCCAGAAGGGAAGGCCCCGAGCAGCCCGCAUCCUCGGCCCUGACAUCAAAGCCAACUCCGUCCAGACCCACACCGUCGUCCGUCAAAGUGGCUGAGUUCCUCCGCGACGCCAUGCUACGCGAGAGAAAGGCGGUGGCCCAGGAGGGGCUCUUGCCGGGCGUCCUGCCGGGCCUCCCUUCCGCGCAGGAACUCGUGGGUGCGCAGGCUCUGCCGCUCAAAAGUCACCCCGAGCACACCGACUACACCGUCGACACGGACGCGUUCUCGUCAACGUCGUCGUCCGAGGAGACCGGCGAGGUCUCGGACACGGCUGCGCCGCCGCCUUCGAAGCGCGUGCGUCGCGACUACAACGACGUCAUCCUGGAGGUGGACUCGAGCUCCGGCACGCCGGCCUCCUCCUCGUCCUCCUCAGAGCCCGUGUGCGAGGGGACGUGGCUGAACCUGACGGACGGCGCGACGACCUGGGUGCACUGCGCCGCCAAGGAGCACCCGGCGCGCCUGUUCCGCUUCCUCUCGGCGCGCAACGCGCUGCAGCUGACGGUGCGCAUGGGCGCCGAGGCCGUGCCGCUGCGCCUCGACUACGACGCGCGCGCCGUGCGCCACGUGGUGCAGGGCUGCGCCUUCGGCUGGGUGGCCGUCGGCCAGUUCUGCGUCACGGCCGUCGAGGACUUCCGCCUGAGCUGGGCCGACGCCGAGACCGAGUGCCGGCGGCGGGGCGGCCACCUGGCGUCCAUCCCGGACCAGGAGGCGCAGCGCGCGAUCGACGACUUGCUCACCAACAGUGUUGCCGUUAUGGUUUGGAGGCCUCUGGCUUUGCUCCUUACGUUUAGAUACUGUGGCCCCUGCAUCCAUGACCGUGUACUUGUGCUCCUUGCGCCGCCAGACUCGGGCGGAGACCAGUGGUCGUCGGGGGACUGCACGCGCACCGUCACGCUCACCCGGGAGGCGCCGCGGGCCAUCGUGGCCAGCCCGGGCUUCCCGCGCGCCUACCCGGACGAGGCGCAGUGCGACACGGACAUCACGGCACCGCCCGGCUACCGGCUCGUGCUCGACUUCGAGGAGUUCGUCAUGGAGAAGGAGCCCUACUGCAGCUACGACCACCUGACCAUCCGCGAGGACGACUUUGAGGACGUCUCCAACUCGGCGGACCACUCCCUCCACCCGGGCCUAGGGCCGCCCGCUCGGCCGGCGCCCACGGCACCCCAGGGCGCCCACCAGGGUCGGUCGUCCCAGCCCGCACACCCCAACCUGCCUGCCGCUGGCCGCAACGGGCUGGCGCACCCCAACCAGACGGGCGUGGCCGGCCGCCAGGAGACGGCGCACCUGGGCCUGGAGGGCCACGUCAUCAUGGGCAAGGGCCACCACCGGUACUGCGGGGACUGGAGCGAGAAGCUCAAGCUGCUGAGGUACACGAGCCGCGGUCCCCGUCUGCACCUUCGAUUCGUCUCCGACUACAGCCACCAUUUCGGGGGCUUCAAAGCGCGGGUUUCGGCCGAGACAGCGGACCAUUCCGAUGCCCCGGUGGCGAUGGAGUGCUCGGACGGACGCCUGCACAGUUUCAACAGCUCGUGCUUCCUCGUGGUCAGCUUCCCGCAAGUCACCUGGCAGACGGCCAGGCAGGUGUGCCAGGGCCUCAAGGCGGAGCUGGCUGAGGUGUACAGCACGGCGGAGCAAGACUUCGUGGUGGAGCGCAUCAGGCACUCGCCGGACUACACGACCACCAACACGUACUGGCUGGGCGGCAUGCUGGGGCUGGAGGGCCGCUGGCAGUGGAUCACGAGCCAGCCCAUGUCCUUUACGGGCUGGAUCCCGUCGCGCUCUUCGGUCCCGGACGUCCUGGAGCCGGGUGGCGACGGCGAGGAUUCGCAGGACUCUCAAGACUCGCACCUGCCGUCCUCGUGCCUGGGCCUGCAGUGGCUGAGCUCGCCGUCGGUGGCGCUGCCGUCGGGCCUGUACUGGCGGCCGCGCAAGUGCUCCGCCGUGGGCGGCUACGUGUGCCGGCGGCAGCAGACGCCGCUGCUGUCUGCGGGCCAGUCGCUCAACGCCACCCUCACCGAGCCGGGGACCUUGUCCUCGCCCGGCUACCCGUCCGGCUACCCUGCCAACCUGGACUACCAGCUGCGGCUGGUGGGGCCGCCGCAGACACGCGUCGUGGUGCGCUUCGCCCGGGUGGACCUGGAGGCGCAGUCGCAGUGCCUGUACGACUUCAUCGAGCUGGUGGACGGGCGCGCCGGCGGGCGCCAGGGCCGCCGCAAGAUCAUCUGCGGCCAGCACCACUCGGCCGUCAUGGACCGCUUCGACUUCGUGUCGGCGUCCAACGAGGCGGUGCUGCGCUUCCAUGCCGACUACUCCGUGUCCGGGGCCGGCUUCCUGGGCUCGUGGAGCGCCGUGGACCUGUCGGGCUGCCCGCAGCGCACCCUCAGCGCCCGAGAGGGCGAGUUCACCUCGCCGUUCUACCCGCACAAGCUGCUGCCGGACCUCCACUGCACCACCAUCGUGCGCGCGCCCGCAGGUCGACGCGUGUGGCUCGAGUUCACCGACGUAGACCUGACGGAUGACGCGGCAGUCUGGGUGGACCUGGGUGCCGGCCGCAAGGUGGUCCCGACCGCGUCGCCCCUCUCCGGCGGCGUGCUCCUGUCGUCUGGGGAGCGUCUCGACGUGGUCCUCAACACGGAGGGGUUGCCGCGGGGCCGGGGCUUCCGCGCCGUGUACCGCGCCGUGUCCGAUGACCCCGAGGAGGUGGUGGUGCAGGUGCAGGCCAACAGCACCCUAGUCCCAAUCCGGCACCUGAACUUCCCGGCGCCACCGCCUGUGCACGUCAACUUUGUGCAGCGGUUCAUCGCGCCCCUGGGCACGCGCCUGCAGCUGCAGCUGUACGGCGUGACGCUGGCGCGCAGCGCGGGGGCCGCCUGCCCGGGCGGGGCGGGCCACCUGGAGGUGCGCGACUCGUACGCCGACACCAACGGCUCGACGUGGAUCCUCUGCGAGGCCCCGGACGCCAGCACGGCGCCCUUCGUCAUCACGUCCUACCUCAACACCCUGCAGCUGUGGCAGCGCGGCGGUGACGCGGGGGUCACGCUCAACGCCACCAUCCAGCCCAUCCACGACGAGGACUACCGCGUCAAGCUGGUCCGCAUGAGCAACGCGACCUGGAGCGUGGAGUCGUGCUCACCCAAUCCGUGCCAGAACGACGGCAAGUGCCUGGUGCGGGACCGGCGCCGCGUGUGCGAGUGCAAGGGCCACUUCACCGGGCUGCUGUGCGGACUCACCGACUGCGACCUGGAGCCGUGCGUCUGGGGCAAGUGCAUCCUCACGCCCGGCUCCUUUCGCUGCCAGUGCGCGCCGCACUACAAG